CCAGUGCAGCUCAUACAGGGCCAGUUCGCCGGCAGGACACUGCGCGGGGAGCUGCGUGAAGUACAACAAGCUCAUAUAGGUCGGAAGUAUAUGACGAAAGACCGACGUCCCCUGGACCCUCCUCCAGUAGCGCAGCUAAGACUCUUAUGCGUGUCCAGUGGCAUCUUUUCCAAUCGGGAGGAGGAAAUA
Molecule: messenger RNA, 189 nt
Organism: Gloeophyllum trabeum ATCC 11539
Lineage: Eukaryota; Fungi; Basidiomycota; Agaricomycetes; Gloeophyllales; Gloeophyllaceae
Exons: 2
Source: RefSeq, a predicted model, not a curated record